Messenger RNA from Ipomoea triloba (trilobed morning glory), 814 nucleotides. RefSeq names its product protein PHLOEM PROTEIN 2-LIKE A9-like. The record is from RefSeq and is a predicted model, not a curated record. The coding region runs from base 34 to 582 and encodes 182 amino acids. The transcript has 3 exons. NCBI's taxonomy places the organism in Eukaryota, Viridiplantae, Streptophyta, Magnoliopsida, Solanales, Convolvulaceae.
CUGCCUUCAACAAAAUCACUCUCACUCAUAUAAAUGGCGGCGGCAACAACAGAGGCACCAGCAGACCCUGGCAAGAAUGGUACAGAAGCCAAAUCUGCGUCAACCGGGGUCAAUGGAGUUGGCAAAAAUAAUGCACCAAUAAUAGAACCUAAAAAUUUAAAAUUUUCUCUCGGCGGAGAAAGUUCGAACGAAAAUUGGAAAUGGGAAUCCAGUGGCAAAGAGGUGGUAGCUCGGGCGGUGUCAAAUGUGAUAUGGCUAGAAGUGACGGGGGAAAAGGAAGUAGAUCCUAAAAAGAAGUACGAAGUGAUGUUUAAAGUAUCUUUGAAUGAAGAAUCUUCAUCAACUGAAUGGGAAAAUAUUCCUCUGUAUGUUAUGGCUAGGAGAGGGAAGAAGAGAGAUUAUUGUUGGAAAAAGUUUGUGCUAACCACCGUUACUCAACGCGAAAUAGGGUUGGUGAUUGACAAGGUAGCUUCUAACGAUGAUGAGGAUAAGAAGCUUUACUUUGGUUUAUAUGAUAUUUGGAGUGGGAAGCUCAAGAAAGGUUUGGUUAUUCACUAUGCAUGGGUGCGAGAGAUUCCUUAGCUUAAACCAUAAUUUCUACGCUAUCAAAGUUGUACAAAACAAAAACAAAAAUAUUAUGUUCAAUAUAUAUGCUAUGUGUAGUAGUGUUAAUGUGUUAUUGACAUGUGGUCUUAGCGAAAUGAAUCUUAAAUAAGCUAUUGGGGUUGAAUUUCAAUCUUUAUUGCAACGAGAGAAACACUUUAAUUAAGUCCUAACAUCGUAGUGAUUUAUUAUAAAUUGAAUCAUUUAGUAA